Molecule: messenger RNA, 1982 nt
Organism: Camellia sinensis
Lineage: Eukaryota; Viridiplantae; Streptophyta; Magnoliopsida; Ericales; Theaceae
Product: pre-mRNA-processing factor 19 homolog 1
Biological process (GO): protein ubiquitination; DNA repair; mRNA splicing, via spliceosome
Cellular component (GO): cytoplasm; U2-type catalytic step 1 spliceosome; Prp19 complex
Molecular function (GO): protein binding; ubiquitin protein ligase activity
Source: RefSeq, a predicted model, not a curated record
CUAAGCCCUAACAGAGAGUGUGGGUUGGGUUAGGUUCAGCUCGGUUGCAUAGCCCUCCGCCCCCUCUCUCUCUCCCCCCUCUAAUUUUCUCUUUCUUGAUUACCAGUUCUUACUUCUCAACUGCAGCGAAGCACCAAAGAGCUCAGAGAAACUCUAUCACUCCUCACCAUGAACUGCUCAAUUUCCGGUGAAGUGCCGGAGGAGCCAGUGGUUUCGAUGAAGUCUGGACUUCUUUACGAGAAGCGAUUGAUUGAGAGGCACAUAUCCGAGUAUGGAAAAUGCCCUAUUACUGGGGAGCCUCUGUCUGUGGAUGACAUUGUACCGAUCAAAACCGGCAAGAUAAUGAAGCCAAGACCAGUACAAGCUGCAAGCAUUCCCGGGAUGCUUGGAAUGUUCCAAAUAGAAUGGGAUACGCUUAUGCUAUCCAAUUUUGCAUUGGAGCAACAACUACAUACAGCAAGGCAAGAGCUAAGUCAUGCCUUAUACCAGCAUGAUGCCGCUUGUCGUGUGAUUGCAAGACUUAAAAAGGAAAGGGAUGAGGCAAGGUCAUUACUGGCUCAAGCAGAAAGACAGAUGCCCAUGUCAGCACCGAUAGCGACUACAGUUAAUGCUUCUUCUUUGAGCAAUGGGAAAAGAGGUCCUGAAGACGAGGAUAUAGGUCCUGAUGGAAAGAGAAUCCGUCCUGGAAUUUCUGCUAGCAUUAUUGCAGAGCUCACAGACUGUAAUGCAGCACUUUCACAGCAGCGCAAAAAGCGGCAGAUCCCACCAACAUUGGCUCCUAUUGAUGCUUUGGAGAGGUAUACCCAACUCUCUAGUUUUCCACUUCACAAAACCAAUAAACCUGGCAUUUUAGCUGUGGAUAUCCUGUAUUCCAAGGAUAUUGUAGCGACGGGUGGGGUUGAUACAAGUGCUGUACUCUUUGAUCGGCCAUCAGGAGAGAUUCUAUCUACACUUAAUGGUCAUUCAAAGAAGGUUACAAGUGUUAAAUUUGUAGCUGAGGGUGACUUGGUUGUUACUGGUUCAGCUGAUAAGACUGUCCGAUUAUGGCAAGGGUCUGAAAAUGGCAACUUUGAUUGUAGGCAUAUAUUGAAGGAUCAUACUGCGGAGGUGCAAGCCGUCACUAUCCAUGCCACCAAUAAUUACUUUGUGACAGCUUCUCUUGACAAUACGUGGUGCUUUUAUGAUCUUUCAUCUGGUUUAUGCCUCGCACAGGUUGAAGAUGGUUCAGGAUCCGGGGGUUAUACAUCUGCAGCUUUUCAUCCUGAUGGUCUCAUCCUGGGAACAGGCACCUCAGAGGCACUUGUUAAAAUUUGGGAUGUAAAAAGUCAGGCAAAUGUAGCGAGAUUUGAUGGGCAUGUUGGGGCAGUAACUGCUGUAUCUUUCUCAGAAAAUGGUUAUUUCCUAGCGACUGCAGCACAUGAUGGAGUUAAGUUGUGGGAUCUGCGCAAAUUGAGGAACUUCCGGACAUUUGCACCUUACGAUGAAAAUACACCAACACAAUCUGUGGAGUUCGACCAUAGUGGAAGUUACCUUGCUGUUGCUGGCUCAGAUAUAAGGGUUUAUCAAGUUGCAAAUGUCAAGUCUGAGUGGAAUUGUGUCAAAACCUUCCCUGAUUUGUCUGGCACAGGUAAAGCAACUUGUGCUAAAUUUGGUCCAGAUGCUAAAUACCUAGCAGUCGGAUCAAUGGACCGCAACCUCCGCAUAUUUGGCUUGCCAGGGGAUGAUGGUCCCUCAGAAUCUUAAAAAGCCUUACAUUCGCCUUUUUGAGAGCAAGCUAUUUUGUAUCCACUUGUCGUUGAAAGAGGAGUUGCAAUUUACUAUUUUGCCCCCCCAAUUUUCCCUUCAAAAUUUGCAAUUUGAUUUUGUUGUAGAGGAAGAAUGCCAAUCCUGAUACCUGUAAUAUUUUUUUUAAUGUACUAUUUAAACUGCGGUAUAUUGAAGAGGUACAAUGAAUGUUUAAUAUGAAGAUCCGUUUUUACCAA